Molecule: messenger RNA, 612 nt
Organism: Daphnia magna
Lineage: Eukaryota; Metazoa; Arthropoda; Branchiopoda; Diplostraca; Daphniidae
Exons: 5
Coding region: 73-612 (179 amino acids)
Source: RefSeq, a predicted model, not a curated record
AAAUAUUCUUGUUACAGGAAAUUAAAAAACUGGAGAAAGCUACCGUUUCGUGCAUCACUUCCAUAAAAUGUUAUGGCACUAGGAUACUUGUAUUUCUGUUAUGAUGUGAUCUGCAACUAUUCAACUUUUGCUAAAGAUGUUGCUAAGCUAUCUGUGGGACAUCCGAAUCACGAAGAUUUCGAUCGAAUGAGUACAGAAAUGACUGGUUUUCUAAGUGUAUUUCAUGGACGGACCCAUGUAUGGGAUUGUCAGGUUAUUCACAAUGGAAGAUGGAAAGAUGGAGCUCCUGCGUCAUUAGGAGAAGAGCAGGAACAAGUGUUUGCUAAGUUGUCGAGGUAUGGCUCCGUUACCAAACAUAUGAGCCCAGCAUCUCGUCUAGACCACCUUACUGAAGCAAUAUUUUACCACAACGAAGAAAAAGAACAGAGUAUGGUGCAGUCAUUAGUAAAGAGGCUUAUGAAAGCGAACAAGAAAGUGGCUGAGUAUGUAAAGAAAUUACAAAACACUUUAGCAUUGCUUGGCCUACAAGAAAAAGACCUGCCAGUUAUUCUUCAGCAGUUGCAACAAUCAGCUUUAGAAAAAAAAAUUCAAGUACAGCUCUCGGUCCUAUGA